This is a messenger RNA of Tupaia belangeri chinensis (Chinese tree shrew), 3457 nucleotides long. RefSeq names its product Rho GTPase activating protein 23 (gene ARHGAP23). The record is from RefSeq and is a predicted model, not a curated record. NCBI's taxonomy places the organism in Eukaryota, Metazoa, Chordata, Mammalia, Scandentia, Tupaiidae. Gene Ontology annotation, molecular function: protein binding. Gene Ontology annotation, biological process: signal transduction.
CUGCCGCCCGAUGAAUGGAGUCGCCUUCUGCCUGGUCGGGAUCCCGCCCCGCCCGGAGCCCCGGCCCCACCAGCUGCCACCAGGCCCGAGAGAUGGGUGCUCUGCUGGGCGCCCCCUCCCCUGGCAGGGGCCAAGGACGCUGCUGCUGCACAAAAGUCCCCAGGAUGGCUUCGGCUUCACCCUGCGCCACUUCAUCGUGUACCCGCCCGAGUCGGCCGUGCACUGUAGCCUGAAGGAGGAAGACAAUGGAGGCCGGGGAGGAGGACCCUCCCCCCGGCACCGCUUGGAGCCUAUGGAUACCAUCUUUGUCAAGAAUGUGAAGGACGAUGGCCCUGCCCACAGGGCGGGGCUGCGCACAGGUGAUCGGCUAGUGAAGGUGAAUGGGGAGAGUGUCAUCGGGAAGACCUACUCCCAGGUCAUAGCUCUGAUCCAGAACAGCGAUGACACUCUGGAGCUCGCCAUCAUGCCCAAGGAUGAGGACAUCCUCCAGCUGGCCUACUCCCAGGACGCUUACCUGAAGGGGAACGAGCCCUAUUCUGGAGAGGCCCGCAGCAUCCCAGAGCCACCCCCGAUCUGCUACCCUCGCAAGACCUACGCCCCGCCAGCCCGGGUCCCCUGGGCCACUAUGGUGCCUGAGCCCAUCUCAGCACUGCCCAGUGACCCCCGGAGUCCUGCUGCCUGGAGGGACCCCGGGCCCCGCGCCCCGUCUGCCGCCCGUGCACAUCUGGACAACUCUUCCUUGGGGAUGAGCCAGCCCCGCCCCAGCCCUGGUGCCUUCCCCCACCUCCCCCCAGAGCCCCGGACGCCUCGUGCCUUCCCGGAGCCUGGCAGCCGGGUACCUCCCAGCAGACUGGAGUGCCAGCAGGCCUUGUCACACUGGCUGUCGAACCAGGUCCCCCGCAGGGGGGGGGAGAGACGGUGCCCGGCCAUGCCUCCUCGGGCCCGCAGCGCCUCCCAGGACCGGCUGGAGGACGUGACUGCCCAGCGCCCAUGGCCCUGCUCCACCUCCCAGGAUGCCUUGAGCCAGCUGGGCCAGGAGGGCUGGCACCGAGCUCGCUCAGACGACUACCUGAGCCGGGCCACCCGCUCAGCCGAGGCCCUGGGGCCAGGGGCACUGGUGUCACCCCGCUUUGAGCGCUGCGGCUGGGCUUCACAGCGUUCCUCUGCCCGCACGCCUGCCUGCCCGCCACGGGACCUGCCGGGGCCCCAGGCCCCACCCCCACCUGGCCUGCAGGGCCUAGACGACCUUGGCUACAUUGGGUACCGGAGCUAUAGCCCGUCAUUCCAGCGCCGGACUGGCCUCCUGCACGCACUCUCCUUCCGGGACUCCCCCUUUGGGGGGCUGCCCACCUUCAGCUUGGCCCAGUCCUCUGCACCAUUCCCACCGGAAGCCUCCGAACCACCCAGAGUGGUCCGGCCGGAACCCAGUCCCCGGGCCCUGGAGCCUCCCACCGAGGAGCGCCGUGAUGAGGUGGUCCUGAGGCAGAAGCCUCCGACGGGCCGCAAGGCCCAGCUGACCCCUGCACGACAGAUGAACCUUGGAUUUGGUGACGAAUCCUCAGAGCCCGAAGCCAGUGGGCGAGGGGAACGCCUGGGCAGGAAGGUGACCCCUUUGGCCACCACCGAAGACUCUCUGGCUUCCAUUCCCUUCAUUGAUGAGCCCACCAGCCCCAGCAUCGACCUCCAAGCCAAGCACGUCCCUGCCUCCGCUGUGGUCUCCAGUGCCAUGAACUCGGCUCCUGUCCUGGGCACCAGCCCGUCCUCCCCAACCUUCACCUUUGCCCUGGGCCGGCAUUACUCACAGGACUGCAGUAGCAUCAAGGCUGGCCGGCGCCUGCCACACCGAGUGCCCAGCCUGCGGAUGCUGCGGAGCUUCUUCACUGACGGGUCCUUGGAUAGCUGGGGUGCCUCCGAAGAUGCUGAUGCGCCUUCUAAACGACACUCGACCUCUGACCUCUCGGACGCGACCUUCAGUGAUAUCCGGAGAGAAGGCUGGCUGUGUUAUAAGCAGAUCCUCACCAAGAAGGGGAAGGCUGAGGAUCGGGAUGACAUGCUGGGCUGGAUCAGAGCGAUCCGAGAGAACAGCAGGGCCGAGGGCGAGGACCCCGGCUGUGCCAACCAAGCUCUGAUCAGCAAGAAGCUUAAUGAUUACCGCAAAGUGAGCCAUAGCUCUGGGCCCAAGGCCGAUUCUUCCCCUAAGAGCUCUCGUGGCUUAGGGGGUCUCAAGUCUGAAUUCCUUAGGCAGAGUGCGGCACGUGGCUUCAGGACGCAGGACCAGCCCGCAGGGAGCAAGGAUGAUAGUACUGCCACCCCCAAAACUCCCUGGGGCAUCAACAUCAUUAAGAAGAACAAGAAGGCAGCCCCGAGGGCAUUUGGGGUCCGGCUGGAGGAGUGCCAGCCUGCCACAGAGAACCAGCGUGUCCCCCUGAUUGUGGCCGCUUGCUGUCGCAUUGUGGAGGCCCGGGGGCUAGAGUCCACAGGCAUCUACAGAGUGCCCGGCAACAAUGCAGUGGUGUCCAGCCUGCAGGAGCAGCUCAACCGUGGGCCCAGUGACAUCAACCUGCAGGACGAGCGCUGGCAAGACCUGAAUGUGAUCAGCAGCCUGCUCAAGUCCUUCUUCCGGAAGCUGCCCGAGCCUCUCUUCACCGACGACAAAUACAACGACUUCAUCGAGGCCAAUCGCAUUGAGGACUCCCGGGAGCGGAUGAAGACGCUACGGAAGCUGAUCCGAGACCUUCCAGGACACUACUACGAGACACUCAAAUUCCUGGUGGGCCACCUCAAGAUCAUCGCUGACCACUCGGAGAAGAACAAGAUGGAGCCCCGGAACCUGGCCCUGGUCUUCGGGCCAACGCUGGUGAGGACGUCUGAGGACAACAUGACAGACAUGGUGACCCACAUGCCUGACCGCUACAAGAUCGUGGAGACGCUGAUCCAGCACUCAGACUGGUUCUUCAGCGAGGAUGAGGACAAGGGAGAGAGAACCCCUGUGGAUGACAAGGAGCCCCAGUCAGUGCCCAACAUCGAGUACCUCCUGCCCAACAUCGGCAGGACAGUGCCCCCUGGUGACCCAGGUUCAGAUUCCACCACCUGCAGUUCAGCCAAGUCCAAGGGCUCGUGGGCCCUCAAGAAGGAGCCGUACACCAGGGAGAUGCUGGCGAUCUCCUUCAUCUCGGCGGUCAACCGCAAGCGGAAGAAGCGGCGGGAGGCACGGGGACUGGGCAGCAGCACCGACGACGACUCGGAGCAGGAGCUGGGUGGAGGGAGUCCCCCGGAGCCCGUGGGCCCGCGGCCGCACAGUGACAACAAGGACUCCGGCCUCAGCAGCCUGGAGUCUACCAAGGCGCGGGCCCCAUCGUCCGCCGCCUCGCUGCCUCCCGCGUCCGGGGACCCGGGAGCCCUACAGAACCAGCCCCUGCGACGCUCCGUCGCCUCCCGCCUCCAUCAGUGUCUGUGA